Cydia pomonella (codling moth) is the source of this 2367-nucleotide messenger RNA. RefSeq names its product melanization protease 1-like. The transcript has 9 exons. NCBI's taxonomy places the organism in Eukaryota, Metazoa, Arthropoda, Insecta, Lepidoptera, Tortricidae. Gene Ontology annotation, biological process: proteolysis. The record is from RefSeq and is a predicted model, not a curated record. Gene Ontology annotation, molecular function: serine-type endopeptidase activity. The coding region runs from base 1241 to 2314 and encodes 357 amino acids.
UACAAAUAAUACAACACAUAAAGAAGAGGUAAACAACAGGCGGUCUUAUCGCUAAAAAGCGAUCUCUUCCAGACAACCUUUAGGUAGCGGAAUAAAAAAAAAAUCAAACAAACAUUAUAGGUUUUAUGAUGUUCUUUUUUGGAGAAAAUUGGCAAACAAAUUUCUUACGUAACAGGGUGUCUGUUAAUCAGUUAUCUGAUUUAAAUGAGACCUCAUUUAACAGAUUCUGCAACCUUUUUUGCCUAAUGUUUAACUGGCCACUUCACGUUGAUACGUUAAACUACUACUUGACUGACGGACUACGUGACUAUGUGUUAUAAACAAUGUUAAACACGGUUAACAUCUUGUCAGUUAAAUCAUAGUUAAAUAAAUGCACAUGAUUAUAAAACUAAUUCUACGGAUUCCACUCACGUGUUUAGUCACUCGCGCGACAUGUUUCGGAGAGCUUAGGUCUCCUUUCUCUAGCACUAAUGGCUCCUCUACAUGAUGGCCCAGCGUAGGCCAGUCCUAGGGACGCAUUUAUGCGUUAGAGGGAGCAAGUGAUAUUGCUAUCUCAUUUCACCGCAUAGCUGCGUCCCUUGGACUGGCCUACGCUGGGCCAUCGUGUAGAGGAGCCCUAACAGUGCGAGCAGCGUUCACGACGGCCAUGAGUGGAAUCCUUAGAAUUACCUAGUUUAAUGUUAAUAUGUCUCACGACAGUUUACCUACAAUUUAUUUUGUUGUUUGGUAAAUUAAAACAAAAAAUAUGAAAAGUUUUCUUAAUUUAUAUUUGAAGUUAAAUUAAAUUAGUUUGAAGUUAAUAUAUUUAAUGUUAAUUACCAUGUCUUAAAAUAUCGGUAACUAAUUUCAUAGCAACUUAAGUACAUAUAAUGGGAGUGGGUAGGUAAUUUUUAGAUAUUUGAGACUUUUAAAAUGUUACCGCAUUUUGACCUGUUAUCACAUUUUUUUAUUUUAAUAAUUUAAAUUGUUACCGCAUUUUUAGAUAUAACUAAAACAGCUUAACGAAUAUUGAAGUCAUGUUCCAAUUUCUUUGGUUAUUUAUAUACCUACCUAACAGGUAUCGAGGUAUAUCCGCAUUGCUCGGGGUUCCCCAGCUUUUAAACUUUUAUGGAAUUUCACAUGAAUCAACUGCCCAGUAUGCUUUUUUCAUUUAAAUUCGACAUAACAUUCGGGCCCACAUUUCUUUGGUCAGUUUCUAUCAGAGCUCAGUUUGCACGGAUACUUUCAAGAAAAUAAUAAAAUGAUAAAAACUAUUGCACAAAUAAGUGUUUAUUUAGUGAUUAGUUUCUCUUCUUUUGCAUCACCUGCCACAUUAAGAAGGAAUUGCAACGAUUGCGUUGUCUACAACUCAUGUGAUACUGCCGUGAUGCUCCUCAAGAAGAGAGACCCAGCAGCGGACGCUCAGCUCAAGAGUGCUUUUUGCGGGUUUGAUUAUAAUAAACUACCUAUGGUAUGUUGUUCCGAGCUGACAACGGAGCAGGCACCGGAAGCCGUCGAGAACCAUCCUAAUCUGCUCCUAAUCCCGGAGAUUUGCAGAAACAACAAGAAAAAGAUAGGCGGUGGCCGGCCGGCGAAGCGAUAUGAGUUUCCGUGGAUGGUGCUUCUUGCCUAUGAAACACCCUUGGGACCCCAAUUUAAGUGCGGUGGCAGUCUCAUAAAUGAGCGUUACGUGCUCACCGCAGCCCACUGCCUCUCCGACUUGAAACUCAUCGGCGUGCGAGUCGGAGAGUUUGACAUAGACGCCACCACAGCUUGUGCUGAGCUAGAUAACUGCAGUGAUGAGAUACAGGACUUGCGCGUUGAAGAAGCCAUAUCUCAUCCUGAAUACCGUGGCAGGCCUAAUGUUAGAAACGAUAUCGGGCUCCUAAGGCUCAGGAAACCUGUAGACUUGUCUCCAAAAAACACCGGCGUAGUUUGUCUGCCAGCUACCAGACAGCAGCAGAAUCUUGAUCUUGGUAGACAGGUCGCUACGCUUGCUGGGUGGGGCUACACGGAUCAGGGCUCCACUUCAGCUAUACUGCGCACCGUUGUGGUUCCAGUAUACACCGUCGAGAACUGCCGGCAGCUGUAUAAUAGAGGCAGGAAACCAGGUGAAGAAGACGAGACGAUCAACAAACUCUGCGCCGGGCAGAAAGGCAUGGGAUCGUGCGAAGGAGAUUCUGGCGGGCCCUUGAUGCUUAUGGAUCAAGCAGGCCACUUCGUGCAGUAUGGUGUGGAUUCGUAUGGACCUACACUCUGCGGCGCUGACUUCCCUACUGCUUACACCGAUGUUACUAAAUAUAUGAAAUGGAUCCUUGAUACUAUUAGACCUUGACUCCUGUUUUUUUAGUAAGUUGGAUUUUAUUGCAUAUUAAAUGAUAAGGGACA